GUAGAGAGAGCGAUGAACGUCUGUCUGCUCCAGUCAAUGGUCAAUCCCACAUCGAGGCUGGAGGGGUGCACGCUGCUUUGCGCGCCACGGACUCGCACGCUGACCGGAACUCCUUUUGAAUGAGUCUCGUCCGGUUCCAAGAGGGAUGUGAAGAUCACCGGAGAAGGACGGCAAGUUCUGACGCGCGGUCCCUGGAGGUUCGUCGGAGCGUGGUCUCGCCGGUGCGCCCCCGUGAGGGAUGGGAACGUGCUCGCGCAAGAGAUGGACUCGUUGCAGCUUUGCUAAAGGUCACGGUCCUCUUAAGGUCAUGUCAUGGCCCGUGGCUCUCGGGCUACUGACUCUCAUCUUCGCGAAUCAAAGGACGUCCGCCGGGCAGAUUAUGAACAGCUUCCAGUCGGAGCGCAGGGACUGGCCGCUGAACCACCUCAUCGUGCACCAGUCCACCGGGGCGCUCUACGUGGGCGCCGUAAACAGGAUAUACAAGCUGUCCGCGAACCUCACACUCCUGGUGUCCCAUGACACAGGGCCCGAGUAUGACAACAAAGCGUGCUACCCUCCCCUGAUCGUGCAGCCCUGCUCGGAGCCCCUGGCCUCCACAGACAACGUAAACAAGCUGCUGCUCAUCGAGUACUCCCACAACCGCCUCCUGGCAUGCGGCAGCCUCUACCAGGGCGUCUGCAAGCUCAUGAGGCUGGACGACUUGUUCAUCCUCGGGGAGCCCACUCACAAGAAAGAACAUUACCUGUCCAGCGAUACCCUGACAGGGACCAUGUACGGGGUGGUGGUGCCCUCCCUGGGUCAGGACGCCACGCUGUACAUCGGGACUGCAGUCGGUGGCAAGCAGGACUACUUCCCGACUAUCUCCAGCCGCAAGUUGCCUCGUGACCCGGAAUCUUCUGCCAUGCUGGACUAUGAGCUUCACACAGACUUUGUCUCGUCGCUCAUCAAAAUCCCAUCAGACACCCUGGCUCUUGUCCCGCACUUUGACAUCUACUACAUCUACGGCUUCGCUAGCGGCAACUUUGUCUACUUCAUGACCGUCCAACCAGAGACGCCGGAGAACGGGAUGCCGGCCGGGGGAUCCCCCGGUGAUCUCUUCUACACCUCCCGAAUCAUCCGCCUCUGCAAAGGUGACAAGAAGUUCCACUCCUACGUGUCACUUCCGGUGGGCUGCGUCCACCGAGGCGAGGAGUACCGUCUGCUGCAGGCCGCCUACCUGUCCAAGGGCGGCAGGGUUCUGGCAAAAGAGCUCAACAUCAGCGCGCAGGAUGACGUGCUUUAUGCGGUGUUCUCCAAAGGCCAGAAGCAGUAUCACGACCCUUCCGAUCACUCAGCCCUCUGUGUCUUCACCAUCCAAGACAUCAACAUGCGCAUCAAGGAGAGGCUGCAGUCCUGCUACCAAGGGGAAGGACACUUGGAGCUGCACUGGCUGCUGGGAAAGGAUGUGCAGUGCACCAAGGCGCCUGUCCCCAUUGACGAGCACUUCUGCGGCCUGGACAUCAACCAACCGCUGGGGGGUUCUCAGCUGGUGGCGGGCCGCACCGUAUACACGGAGAGCCGAGAUCGACUAACCUCGGUCAUUUCCUACAGCUACAACGGACACAGCGUGGUCUUCAUGGGCACCAGGAACGGGCGGCUGAAGAAGAUCCGAGUGGACGGCCCGCUGGAUGGGGGAGUGCUGUACGAGACGGUGACCGUGGUCAAGGACAACAGCCCCGUCCUCCGGGACAUGGCUUUCUCCCUGGACAAGAACUCGCUCUACAUCAUGUCCGACAAUCAGGUGGCCCAGGUCCCUGUGGAGGCCUGUGAGCAGCACGGUACAUGUGCCGAGUGUCUGAGCUCCGGGGACCCUCACUGUGGCUGGUGUGUCCUGUACAACAUGUGCUCCAGGAGGGAUCGCUGUCCGAGGGCGGACGAAGCCUACCGUUUCGCAACCGGCAUCGACCGCUGCGUGAAGGUCAUCGCUCACCCCGAUAGCAUUGCUGUGUCAGCACACAGCGUUCCGCUUCUGUUGGAGGUGAACAACGUUCCAGAUCUUUCCGCCGGCAUCACCUGUUCGUUUGGGGACCAGGCCCAGGUGGAGGGCCACGUGAACGGGAACAGGGUCAUGUGUCUGUCCCCGGCCGGAAAGGAGGUCCCUCUGAUACCGGAAGGACAAGACUGGGCCGGCGUGGAGCUGCGACUGAACUCCGAGGAGACGGGUCGAAUGGUCGCCAGCACGGAGGUGAAGUUCUACAACUGCAGCACACAUCAAAUGUGUCUGUCCUGUGUCAACAGCACGUUCCGCUGCCACUGGUGUAAAUAUCGCAACAUGUGCACCCAUGACCCGAGCAGCUGCUCCUUCCAGGAGGGCAGAGUCAACGCCUCAGAGGACUGCCCUCAGCUGCUCCACUCCGGGGAAAUUCUGGUUCCAGCGGGCGAAGUGCGGCCCAUCACCCUGAAGGCUCGAAAUCUCCCGCAGCCUCAGUCGGGCCAGCGGGGCUACGAGUGCGUGGUGAACGUGCAGGGCGUCAUCCACCGCGUCACGGCGCUGCGCUUCAACAGCACCAGCGUGCAGUGCCAGAACAGCUCGUACACGUACGAGGGCGUGAGGAUCAGCGACCUGGCGGUGGAGCUCGCCAUCGUGUGGAACGGCAACUUUAUCAUCGACAAUCCGGAGAGGAUUCAAGUGCACCUGUACAAGUGCAGCGCCCAGCGAGACAGCUGUGGCAUGUGCCUGCGAGCGGAGAAGAGGUUCCAGUGCGGCUGGUGCAGCAGCGAGGGGCGCUGCACCAUGAAGCAGCACUGCCCCCCCAUCUCGCCGUACGCCAGCCGCUGGCUUGACCUCUCCGCCGCCAACGUCAAGUGCACCAACCCGCGCAUCACUGAGGUGAGCCCAGUUGCGGGGCCUCUGGAGGGCGGCACCCUGGUCACCAUCCAAGGCCUGAACCUGGGCCUGGCCUUCUCCGAGCUGGAGGGCAACGUGCAGGUGGCGGGAGUGCCCUGCCUUCCCCAGGAGGAGGGAUACAUCACCGCCCAACAGAUCGUGUGCGAGAUGACGGCCGGCUCCAGAGGAAGUACGCCGGGCCCGGUCAAGCUUUGUGUGGGGGAAUGCAGACCAGAACUUCGCGCACAAUCCUCCCAGCUCUACUCCUUUGUGACUCCUUCCAUGCUGGCGCUGACCCCGGGCAGAGGGCCUGAGUCUGGGGGCACCAAGGUCACCAUUGUCGGGGAUAACCUGGACGCUGGUAGCUCCGUCAAUGUUUACUUUGGGAAUCAAACCUGUGAGCUGUACGGGAGGACCACUUCGGAGAUUGUUUGUUUCUCAGCUCCAUCCUUGACUGGAGCAGGACCGGUGCAAGUCAGUCUGAGGGUGGACCGGGCAAAGGUUCCUGGCAGUCUGUCCUUCGAGUACAUAGAAGACCCCACCGUCCUGCGCAUCGAGCCCCUUUGGAGCAUUACCAGCGGCCACACCACGCUGACGGUGACCGGGACCAACCUGGACGUCGUUCAGGAGCCGCGAAUCCGAGUCAAAUACGGUGGCCACGAGUCUGUCAAUGUGUGCAAAGUCCUCAACACCACCACCAUCAGUUGCUUCGCCCCGUCUCUGCAGUCCGAGGACGACGGCGACCGGGAGAGCGUGAAGCGCGUGGACGAGUUUGGCUUCCUUUUCAACAACGUCCAAGCCCUGCUGACCUACAGCAACAGCAGCCUGGUCUACUACCCCAACCCCUACCUGGAACCCCUCAGCCUCUCAGGCAUCCUGGAGCAGAAACCUGGCGCUCCCAUCAUCCUAAAGGGCCGUAACCUGGUACCGUCGGCGUCGGGCGGGGCCAGGCUGAACUACACGGUGCUGAUCGGCGACACGCCCUGCUCGCUCACGGUGUCCGACACACAGCUACUCUGCGAGCCGCCCAACCUCACCGGCCAGCACAAAGUCCUGGUCCAAGUGGGAGGACUGCACAUCUCUCCGGGUAACGUCCACAUCCGCUCCGACAGCCUCCUCACACUCCCGGCCAUCAUGAGCAUCACGGCCGGGGGAGGGCUGCUUCUGGUGGUGGUGGUCCUCGUCCUGCUGGCCUACCGGCGGAAGUCGCACGAGAACGACCUUACGCUGAAGCGCCUGCAGCUGCAGAUGGACAACCUGGAGUCGCGCGUGGCUUUGGAGUGCAAAGAGGCUUUUGCAGAGCUGCAGACGGACAUCAACGAGUUAACAAGCGACCUGGACCGCGCCGGAAUCCCCUACCUGGACUACCGCACUUACGCCAUGAGGGUUCUGUUUCCCGGCAUCGACGAUCACCCUGUGCUCAGAGAGCUGGAGGUGCCGGGCUGCGGACAAGCGAGUGUGGAGAAAGCCUUGAAACAGUUUGCACAGCUGCUGAACAACAAGGUGUUCCUGCUGACCUUCAUCCGCACGCUGGAGUCGCAGCGCUCCUUCUCCAUGCGGGACCGCGGCUACGUGGCCUCGCUCAUCAUGACGGCUCUGCAGGGGAGGCUGGAGUACGCCACGGACAUCCUCAAGCACCUGCUCUCAGACCUGAUUGAACGCAACCUGGAGAGCAAGAACCACCCCAAACUACUCCUACGAAGAACAGAGUCGGUGGCGGAGAAGAUGCUGACUAAUUGGUUUGCCUUCCUGCUCCACAAAUUUCUCAAGGAGAGCGCUGGCGAGCCCCUCUUCAUGCUGUUCUGUGCCAUCAAACAGCAAAUGGAGAAGGGACCCAUAGACGCCAUCACCGGCGAGGCGCGCUAUUCCCUCAGUGAGGACAAACUCAUCCGGCAGCAGACGGACUACAAGACACUGACUCUGAGCUGCGUGAACCCCGACAACGAGAACAGCCCCGAGAUCGCCGUCAAGGUGCUCAACUGCGACACCAUCACCCAGGUGAAGGAGAAGAUCCUGGACGCGGUCUACAAGAACAUGCCCUGCUCUCAGCGGCCCCGGGCUGCGGACAUGGACCUGGAGUGGCGGCAGGGCAGGACGGCUCGCGUGGUCCUUCAGGACGAAGACAUCACCACCAAGAUCGAGGGCGACUGGAAGAGGCUCAACACGCUGCUGCACUACCAGGUGACCGAUCGCUGUGUGGUGGCUUUGGUGCCCAAACAAAUGUCGUCCUUCAACAUUCCGUCCUCAGCCAGCUUCCCAAGAAGCAUCAGCAGAUACGGUGUGGACGUGCCCUUCCGCUCAACGCCCACCAGUCCCGACAGCCCCCACUCCCGUGUGCCCAUGCUGACCCCCGACCUGGAGAGCGGGGUCAAAGUUUGGCACUUGGUGAAGAACCACGAGCACGGCGACCAGAAGGAGGGCGAGCGAGGCAGCAAGAUGGUGUCAGAGAUUUACUUGACUCGGCUUCUGGCCACCAAGGGCACGCUGCAGAAAUUUGUGGACGACUUGUUUGAGACCCUGUUCAGCACCGUGUGCCGAGGCACCUCCCUGCCGCUAGCCAUCAAGUACAUGUUCGAUUUCCUGGACGAACAGGCCGACCGACACGACAUCCACGACACCGAUGUCCGCCAUACUUGGAAGAGCAACUGCCUUCCUCUACGCUUCUGGGUGAACGUGAUCAAGAACCCGCAGUUUGUGUUCGACAUCCACAAGAGCAGCAUCACGGACGCUUGCCUGUCCGUGGUGGCCCAGACCUUCAUGGACUCCUGCUCCACCUCAGAGCACCGCCUGGGCAAGGACUCGCCCUCCACCAAGCUCCUCUACGCCAAGGACAUCCCGCAUUACAAAAGCUGGGUAGAAAGGUACUACGCCGACAUCAGCCGCUUGCCCGCCAUCAGCGACCAGGACAUGAAUGCCUACUUGGCCGAGCAGGCGCGCCUACACUCCAGCGAGUUCAACGCGCUCAGCGCCCUCCACGAGAUCUACACCUACGUGGGCAAAUACAGCCAGGAGAUCACGGAGGCGCUGGAGCAGGACGAACAGGCCCAGAAGCAGAAACUGGCAUAUAAAGUGGAGCAGAUCAUCUCAGCCAUGUCUGCCGAGAGCUGAGACGCACGCGCCGACAUACAUGCACGCACACACACACACACACACACACACACCUACACACACACUCACACACAUAUUCUUGUAUUUGUUGCCUUCUUGAGACCUCCGAAAAAUGCCUACCUCUUUAGGACCACCCUUUCUAGAUAUAUAAAGAUUUGUAUUUACAACAUUAAUAAUAUAUGCAUACUAUGCAAAUAUAAAAAAGCUUGUUGUGAAAAAUGAUAUGGAAUUUCACAAGAAAAAGGUAUUUUGGUAGUAUUAUAAAAAGAGUCAUCAUUUUACUCAACGCAAGUCAAAAUUUUACAAGAUAUGCUACACAAACUGAACGUUUGUGCAGUAUUAUGAUAAAAGUUGGAAUUUUACUCAAUCACAGUCGCAAUUUUACAAGAAAAGCUUAAAAUGUUGGCAAUUUUAUGAAAAGAGUCGUAAUUUUACUCGAUAAAAGUCACAAUUUUAUAAGAAAACUUUACAACUUUAGCAAUGUUAUACUAAUAAUCGGAAUUUUACUUGGCAAAAUUAUGACAAAAGUCAUAAUUUUAACUUUUAACUUUAACUUUUGUCAUAAAAUUAUGACAAAAGUCAUAGUUUUACUCAAAAAACUUCACUAUUUUACAAGAGCAACAACAAAAUUGGCAAUAUUGUGAUAAAAGUCAGAAUUUUAUAUGACAAAUGUCGCCAUUUUGCAUUAAAAAGUAAUAAUUUUACAUAAAAAAGUAAUAAUUUUACAUAAAAAAGUAAUAAUUUUACAUAAAAAAGUAACAAUUUUACAAGAAAAUAUUGCAAUAUUACAGAAACGGAAAGAAUAUGAUAAUUUGUUCCCAAUUUUAUAAGAAAAAAGUUGACCCACUGUGAGAAAAAGAAUGCUUUUAGUUUAUUUUUUGCAUUUUUUGUUUGUAAUUGUUUUUUAAUCUUUAUUAUUUACUUCAAGUUAUUACAGCAUGUCUCUAUAUACAUAUUUGUUUUAUACAUUUUGGCCUUAGGGGGUGCAUUUCGAUUUCUUACACACACUUGUUAUUACAUAUGUUGACCAGAGGGGGAGCACUUUUAAAACCGACACACAGUCAAUUUGAAAAAUCCCUCCUUUUUGGGACCACCCUAAUUUUGAUAGAUUUCACCACCAGACUCUGCAGCAUCGCGUGGAUAUCGGGGACGGUACCUCUGGAUUGGCAGACCGGGGUGGUGGUUCCUCUCUUUAAGAAGGGGAACCGGAGGGUGUGUUCCAACUAUCGUGGGAUCACACUCCUCAGCCUUCCCGGUAAGGUCUAUUCAGGUGUACUGGAGAGGAGGCUACGUCGGAUAGUCGAACCUCGGAUUCAGGAAGAACAGUGUGGUUUUCGUCCUGGUCGUGGAACUGUGGACCAGCUCUAUACUCUCGGCAGGGUCCUUGAGGGUGCAUGGUAGUUUGCCCAACCAGUCUACAUGUGCUUUGUGGACUUGGAGAAGGCAUUCGACCGUGUCCCUCGGGAAGUCCUGUGGGGAGUGUUCAGAGAGUAUGGGGUAUCGGACUGUCUGAUUUUGGCGGUCCGCUCCCUGUAUGAUCAGUGUCAGAGCUUGGUCCGCAUUGCCGGCAGUAAGUCGGACACGUUUCCAGUGAGGGUUGGACUCCGCCAAGGCUGCCCUUUGUCACCGAUUCUGUUCAUAACUUUUAUGGACAGAAUUUCUAGGGGCAGUCAGGGCGUUGAGGGGAUCCGGUUUGGUGGCUGCAGGAUUAGGUCUCUGCUUUUUGCAGAUGAUGUGGUCCUGAUGGCUUCAUCUGGCCAGGAUCCGACUGGAUCGGUUCGCAGCCGAGUGUGAAGCGACUGGGAUGAGAAUCAGCACCUCCAAGUCCGAGUCCAUGGUUCUCGCCCGGAAAAGGGUGGCGUGCCAUCUCCGGGUUGGGGAGGAGAUCUUGCCCCAAGUGGAGGAGUUCAAGUACCUCGGAGUCUUGUUCACGAGGGAGGGAAGAGUGGAUCGUGAGAUCGAAAGGCGGAUCGGUGCGGCGUCUUCAGUAAUGCGGAAGCUGUAUCGAUCCGUUGUGGUGAAGAAGGAGCUGAGCCGGAAGGCAAAGCUCUCGAUUUACCGGUCGAUCUACGUUCCUAUCCUCACCUAUGGUCAUGAGCUUUGGGUUAUGACCGAAAGGACAAGAUCACGGGUACAAGCGGCCGAAAUGAGUUUCCUCCGCCGGGUGGCGGGUCUCUCCCUUAGAGAUAGGGUGAGAAGCUCUGCCAUCCGGGAGGAGCUCAAAGUAAAGCCGCUGCUCCUCCAGAUGGAGAGGAGCCAGAUGAGGUCGUUCGGGCAUCUGGUCAGGAUGCCAACCGAACACCUCCUGAGGGAGGUGUUUCGGGCACGUCCGACCAGUAGGAGGCCACGGGAAAGACCCAGGACAUGUUGGGAAGACUAUGUCUCCCGGCUGGCCUGGGAACGCCUCGGGAUCCCCCGGGAGGGGCUGGGGAGAGGAAAGUCUGGGCUUCCCUGCUUUGGCUGCUGCCCCCGUGACCCGACCUCGCAUAAGCGGAAAGAAGAUGGAUGGAUGGAUGGAUGGAUCACCACCAGGGGUGCAAAUGAGAUCUCUUUUUUUUGUAAUGUGCUUAAGGCCGACGACAAACGAGUCACGGACCACAGAUGGCCCCUGUGCCGUACUUUGGGCAACCCAGCUGUAGAAGCUAACUGUUAAUGACCACUAUAGUCUUAGGACCGUAGUGUAUUUGUUCAUCCUAUGGUCACAUAUGAGACGCGGGUUGUCUUACGUCAGCACCGGAAGUCGUAAAAUCAGCUGUUCACCUGGCGGGUUUUUUCGGAGGGAUGAAUAGGGAAGUCCUUCUUUAGCUGCCGUCUUGUUUCAUCAUCAAUCAAUCAAUGUUUAUUUAUAUAGCCCUAAAUCACAAGUGUCUCAAAGGGCUGCACAAGCCACAACGACAUCCUCGGUUCAGAUCCCAUUCCAUAGUCCUGGAGCUUGAAUAGAAAACGCUCUAUAGCCCACAGGCUUUUUUUGCACGUAUUGCUGCCUUUGCACAGGUCAAUGUUUACUUUUGUAUGAAAAAUCCGGACUUUGGAGCAAUGUUCACAGACUCUAGUAUUUGGCUCUCUAUUAGAUGCAAUGGUUUUCCGUAUUGGAACCAUGAUUUCGGUCCUCACAUGGAAGGUACGUUUCCUUGUUGAUGUCUCAAGAAGGGUAGAAAUACAAGAUCACACACACACACACACAUACAGAUAGACGAUUCCAACAUAUGCCGGUGUGAGGAGGAGGAGGAGCAAGGUGCACAGGCACCAUGUUUAUGCCUGCACACAAACACGGAGGCUAAUAUAUGCAGAGACGCUGCACACGUGAUGGACCUAGUACAAACGACGACAACACGCACAUGAUCAUGUGCACACACAAAGACAACACGCACACAGCAGACCCACCCAAAGCAUGAUGUUUGUAUCCAAUGUCAGUGCUUGGCAACAACCAUCUCCUAAAAGUGCACCACCCCCAGGUAGAUCUGUCCAGCAAAUGUGAUCCAGGGCUAAACUUGGCAACUCAACUCAAAGAAAGGUGCCGAUGUAGUGUCUGCAUAAUAAUAAUAAUAAUAAUAAUAAUAGCUAUUCUAUGUUUAAGACAAAGGUACUGGCUGGACAUGACGCAAACAUUUAAAGGGAAACUGCACUUUUUUUGGAAUGUUGUUUUUUGUUCACAAUUAUUAUGAGAGACAAGAAGACUAACCGUUUUUUUUUUGUUUUUUUUUGCAUUCUAACAUGUAAAAGUCGGCUCGUUCUUGGUGGCUAGCAAUGCAGCUAAUGUUAGCAAUCAAUUCUACCUCUAAAUCACUUGAAAAAUGCAUUCAAAAGGCGUCAACAAUACUUCAUUUACGUUCUGUAACCUGUAUAAUAACCAAGCUAAAGCGACAUUGUUAUUGUAAGAGUGAACACUGAGGAACUACUUUUUCUCGCGUAGUAACACAUCGACGUGCUGUAAGGUAUUAGCCGUAAAAGCUAGCUUCGGCGAGAGAUAAGCUAGCUUGUAUUUUAGCAGGAAACAUGUUUGAGUUUGUAAUGCACAACACAAUGUGAUAGGACACCGUGGGAAACAUGAACAAUCAUAUUACAGUAUCUGUAAAGUAUUAUUUCAUGUUUUGCUUGUACACAGCUAGCCAGACAGUGUAUGUACUGUAGUUGUAAUAACACACAUAACGUGCUGCGUGUAUCAUCAUCAAUAUAAAGUGUGACUCACUCGAUGGACAGUUGUCUGGCUGGGUCCGUUUUUCAGUUUUUCCCGGUUUAUUUGGAUAAGCACUCCAUUUAUGUUGAAAUAUCAUUGCUUCAAAUUCCAGAGUCACUUUCACCUCACUCUCUCGGCUUCCGUCUGCUCCAACGUCUCACUCCUCCUUCGUGCUCGCUUCUAGAAGCAGUGGUUCAUCCUCCGUAUGUUCAGCUUCAAAAAGACAAAGUUGUGAAUCCUCAUUCGUCCGAAAAUAGUUGUUUUCCUUGUUUGUUUCCAAGUCUGCUAUGAUUAGAAACACACACUCCCGUUUGUUUCCGUGAGGAGGAACACACAUUUGUUGCCAGAAGUCGGAACUGCGCUGCUAUGGAAACGGAAGUUACGAGGAAAUUAGUCCCGGCAAUGAUUAAAAUGACCAAAAUAGGGUAAAUAUUGAACAUAUUACAUAUUAUUAUAAAAGUGUCUGUUAGUACAUUAUAUAUAUACUUGCAGUGUGUAUAUUGUACAUAUUACAUAUUGUUAUGAAGGUGUCUGUUACUACAUUAUAUAUAUACUUGCAGUGUGUAUUCUGUACAUAUUACAUAUUGUUAUGAAGGUGUCUGUUACUACAUUAUAUAUAUACUUGCAGUGUGUAUAUUGUACAUAUUACAUACUGUUAUGAAGGUGUCUGUUACUACAUUAUAUAUAUACUUGCAGUGUGUUUAUUGUACAUAUUGUUAUGAAGGUGUCUGUUACUACAUUAUAUCUAUACUUGCAGUGUGUAUAUUGUACAUAUUACAUAUUGUUAUGAAGGUGUCUGUUACUACAUUAUAUAUAUAUAUACUUGCAGUGUGUAUAUUGUACAUAUUACAUAUUGUUAUGAAGGUG
Nerophis lumbriciformis (worm pipefish) is the source of this 11018-nucleotide messenger RNA. RefSeq names its product plexin-A2-like. The record is from RefSeq and is a predicted model, not a curated record. Lineage: Eukaryota; Metazoa; Chordata; Actinopteri; Syngnathiformes; Syngnathidae. Gene Ontology annotation, biological process: semaphorin-plexin signaling pathway; regulation of cell migration. Gene Ontology annotation, molecular function: protein binding; semaphorin receptor activity. Gene Ontology annotation, cellular component: plasma membrane; semaphorin receptor complex.